UUGUAGGCAGAAAAUCUAAGACAUUCACUAGGCUCCCUCUGACAAGACAGUCUUCUUCCUCUGUUCUUCACAGCUAUCCCAGUGGGAGGAGUUGAAACCUGACCCAAGUCCUUACCUCCUAGAAAGGAUUGGAUCCUCCUUGCUAAGAGCAAGGAAUACGUAUCUUGGCCAAACAGGCUGAGUUUGUAAAAGAACUUCAGCAAAUCAGGAGUGAUUGGAUGAAAAGCAAACCCCUGACCCACCCCUCCUGCACCUGACGAGGGGGUAUUUACAGCGCUUUGCGAGGAGUCCCGGCACUACAUAAUUUUACUGCAUGGGGUAAGCGGAGGAGACAAUGCUAUAGAGGACCAAUGUGCAACUAGUGAGUCUGUCUGCAGUUGCCCAAAAGCCGGGGACCGUUAUUCUGCAGCUGAAAGGAAGUUCAGGAAGAAGGCAAUCCUGCAUUUCAAAAUGCCACGAUCCUUCUUGGUCAAGAAACAUUUCAACUCUUCCAAAAAGCCAAAUUACGGUGAACUGGAUACUCACACAGUGAUCAUUUCCCCAUACCUUUAUGAGAGCUACCCAAUGCCUAUCAUUCCACAGCCAGAGAUCCUGAGCUCAGUCGCUUACAACCCCAUCACAGUGUGGACUACAACUGGGCUGCUGCCUUCUCCCUUACCCAGUGACCUCUCACCUCUCUCUGGAUACCCGUCCUCGUUGGGAAGAGUCAGUCCACCUCCACAUUCUGACACUUCAUCCAAGGAUCACAGUGGCUCAGAGAGUCCCAUUAGUGAUGAAGAAGAGAGAAUUCAGGCCAAGCUUUCAGAUCCCCAUGCAAUUGAAGCAGAGAAAUUUCAGUGCAGCUUAUGCAAUAAGACCUAUUCAACUUUCUCUGGACUGGCUAAACAUAAGCAGUUGCACUGUGAUGCCCAGUCUAGGAAAUCUUUCAGUUGUAAAUACUGUGAUAAGGAAUAUGUGAGCCUAGGAGCUCUUAAGAUGCACAUCAGGACCCACACUCUACCUUGUGUUUGCAAGAUCUGUGGCAAGGCUUUCUCGAGACCAUGGUUACUUCAAGGACACAUCAGAACUCACACUGGAGAGAAGCCUUUUUCGUGCCCUCAUUGUAACAGAGCAUUUGCAGACAGGUCAAACUUGAGGGCCCACCUGCAGACCCAUUCGGAUGUGAAGAAAUACCAGUGCAAAAAUUGUUCCAAAACUUUCUCCCGAAUGUCUCUUCUGCACAAACACGAGGAAUCUGGCUGCUGUGUAGCUCACUGAGUUUGCCUGAACAUUUUUGUACUCCUUUUCAACAAAAUAGGAAGAACCUGCCCCCACCACCCCAGAAGUGUUUUAUCUUCUACUUCCCAACUUGCCAACUCCUCCGGAAGGUGCAAAAAACAGCAAUUUGCUUUUUUGUUCAAUUGCUUAAGCAUGACAGUUGUGUGAUACAAAGGAAACCAAAGCAUUUAAAAUACAGAAAGAAGUAAAUGCCAAACGGACUACCUUUUUUUGCUAAAAUUUACAUUCCAGCCAAACAGAAUCGCCCAAAGAAGUUUUAUUUUUACAAUAACAAUAAUCAAAAACUAAGUUUUGCCAAAUACCAAAUAUCACACACAGGUGCUUUUCAGUGUCCUCCAUAUCAAGUCAGUAAGUGACAAAUAGGACUGGUUGAUGGUAUCGUUUAUAGAAAAGCAUACUUCUUAAUCAGUCACCUGAAAUGUCUUCAAAUUGCAUAAUUCAAUGAGGAAGAAGAAUGUAUGUCCAAUAGUUUGCCAUGACUUAACCGUAUGUACCUUUGUAAAACUGUCACAGCAGACAUUCCUGAGUGCAUACUUGAUACAUAUUUCAUUUUUUAAAUUUAUUGUGGUUGUUAACUUGUGUUGUUUUUUUUAAAAAAACGGGAAUAAGUGCAAGAGUGAGGGUUGAUGGGAUUUUGACAAUGGAUUUCUUAAGAGCUUUUUUUCCUAAAUGCACAAGGGAAAUGCAAUAUCGUGAGCAAUACCCUCCAAGUGCCUUUUUUAAAAAUUGAUAACUUUGUUUAAGUAUAUGGACAUAAUGUAAAUAGUUCUAUUUUUAUAUGACUGAAUGUGUUCUGAAGCAAAAUGAAAUAUUAUCUAUAGACAAGUCUAUAGGUAUCUUGAAGAAAGUGUGAAGCCAAAUGUCUUAUACUGUUUUCUAGAAAUAAUUUUUUGUACAAUAAACAUUUUGAAGUAA
Rhineura floridana is the source of this 2193-nucleotide messenger RNA. RefSeq names its product snail family transcriptional repressor 2 (gene SNAI2). Bases 451 to 1257 code for a protein of 268 amino acids. The record is from RefSeq and is a predicted model, not a curated record. Lineage: Eukaryota; Metazoa; Chordata; Lepidosauria; Squamata; Rhineuridae. Gene Ontology annotation, molecular function: RNA polymerase II cis-regulatory region sequence-specific DNA binding; DNA-binding transcription factor activity, RNA polymerase II-specific. Gene Ontology annotation, biological process: regulation of DNA-templated transcription. The transcript has 3 exons.